Messenger RNA from Guyanagaster necrorhizus, 1744 nucleotides. RefSeq names its product glycosyltransferase family 15 protein. Gene Ontology annotation, molecular function: alpha-1,2-mannosyltransferase activity. The record is from RefSeq and is a predicted model, not a curated record. Bases 452 to 1636 code for a protein of 394 amino acids. Gene Ontology annotation, cellular component: membrane; Golgi apparatus. The transcript is spliced from 11 exons. Gene Ontology annotation, biological process: cell wall mannoprotein biosynthetic process; protein N-linked glycosylation. NCBI's taxonomy places the organism in Eukaryota, Fungi, Basidiomycota, Agaricomycetes, Agaricales, Physalacriaceae.
CCUUCCCCGGUCCAUUGCUAGGCGUUGCUUGUUGCACGUGGACGAUGGAGAAUUGAGAUCAGUGCCGCCACUGUUACGAAAGACAACAGAUUACAGCCCUGCGUAAUGAAGAUAACCAUUAGGCCCUAAACAAUCACGAAACAAGAUCACACAGAUUCCUCGUCUUUGAUCGAGAAAUACAGCGCUUGGAGAAGAGCGACCUUGCCAAUGUUACGCAUGCAGCACUGAGCUUUCAGGCGCAUUGAGGCGAUAAACCUAGUCUAUCGCUUUGAUGACAAUAUUCCUAUCUCUACCAUAUCGGUAAUUCUUGACAGAGACGUCUUGGCUAGUAAAGCUUUUGUGGAAAGUCGCGAUCAUGGUAAGAAGCUAAGAGCAUGCUGACACAGAUGCGACUGCGGACGCCUUCUGACUGUCUCUUUCCCUUCGACCACCACCACCACUGGUCAAGAUAAUGUCCCGCCUGGCUCGAUACGCUAUCCUUAUCCUAGCGGUCCUUGUAGGCGUGCACUACACCCUCUCUUUCAUCCACGAUGAGUAUCGCCAAGCUACCGCUUUCUCGAAUAUCGCCUCGAAAUUUCGAGGUGGCGACGACGACUUUCCCUACUAUGAUGACGAGUCGACGUCCAGCUCCUACACUCCACGGCCAAAUCCAAGCCCAGAAUCGCAGUCGUCCGGGCCACGGCUGGCCAACGCGACAUUCGUAAUGCUUGCAAGGAACUCUGACCUUGACGGUGCCAUGCGAGCUAUUCGUGCAAUCGAAGACCGGUUCAAUACGCGCCAUGGGUAUCCGUAUGUCUUUUUGAACGAUGUUGAAUUUUCGAGCGAGUUCAAAAGACGAAUGUCUGUACUGACAGGAUUCAAUGCAGCAUUUGGUGUUAUACCGAGCGACCAUUGGAACCAGCCAGAUUGGAUAGACGAGAACAAGGCGACGGAGGCAAGGAAAUCUUUGGUAGCAGCGAAAGUGAAAUAUGGAGGUGCUGCAGAUAGUGUAUCUUAUCGAAAUAUGUGUCGAUUCAACUCGGGAUUCUUCUUCAAACAUCCUCUAAUGCAAAAAUACCGCUGGUACUGGCGUAUCGAGCCGAAUGUUCAAUUCCACUGCAAUAUCUUGAAUGAUCCCUUCUUAUUCAUGGAGGAGAACAAUAAAGUAUACGGCUUUACUAUUACCGUAUAUGAGAUCGCUGCCUCCAUUCGGUCACUAUGGGGGCACGUCACAGACUUCAUCUCUCAACACCCUGAACACAUCGCAGAAGACAACUCUAUGGGUUUUCUCUCAGGAAACCGUGGCAAGACAUAUAACACUUGCCAUUUUUGGAGUAAUUUCGAGAUAGCUGACAUGGAUUUUUGGCGUGGGCCUGCUUACACUGACUUUUUCGAACAUUUGGAUAAGAUCGGCGGGUUCUAUUACGAACGCUGGGGCGACGCGCCUAUCCACAGCAUCGCGGUUUCGCUUUUCCUCCGAAAGGAUCAGAUACAUUUUUUCGAAGAGAUCGGAUACCAGCAUGAUGACUGGAGCCACUGUCCUCUUUCCGAGGAUAUAUGGGUCAAAGGCCGGUGCUCAUGUGAUCAGAAACAUAGUUUCGACUAUGAUGGAAGUUCGUGUAAGAGAAGGUGGGAUCGGUUCAUGAAUGGCUCGUGACGCUACGUGUACUUAACCAUACGCAUUUCCAUUGUCAUUUCCUAUAUCAUUAUUUUAUUCCGUCUUUCAUCAAUUUCGAUUGUAGGUCCUAUUAUUCGAAACUCUCAG